AUGGAGUCCGAAUAUACGUCUCGCAAAAAACGACCUCGCCGUGUCUCGAUCAGCACACUUCCAGAGUUGUCUCGAGAGGGAACAUUCAAGUUAGAUCAUUCAGUAUCCAAAACCCGCUACCGACUAGAUAAAGCCUCAAAAGUUCUUAAGAAAACUGGCAAACCCAUUUGCAAGGUUCUGAAGGUCGUCAUAGCCGCCCCAUUCAUGCCCUGCAUUCUAUUUUUCGUCCUGUUCGACAAGAUUGCCGUGGCUACGCAACAAAAAAAGGACGAGAAAAGAGAAGACAUGAUUUUUGACAGGGGCAAACGAUCGGAUCCUAUUAGUGUUUAUGAAGUCGUCGUAGAACAGUACCGCAGAGAUUACGGAUAUGAAUUGGGCUGA
Molecule: messenger RNA, 381 nt
Organism: Annulohypoxylon maeteangense
Lineage: Eukaryota; Fungi; Ascomycota; Sordariomycetes; Xylariales; Hypoxylaceae
Exons: 1
Coding region: 1-381 (126 amino acids)
Source: RefSeq, a predicted model, not a curated record